Molecule: messenger RNA, 4858 nt
Organism: Scleropages formosus (Asian bonytongue)
Lineage: Eukaryota; Metazoa; Chordata; Actinopteri; Osteoglossiformes; Osteoglossidae
Exons: 12
Coding region: 192-2072 (626 amino acids)
Source: RefSeq, a predicted model, not a curated record
AUGCACACGGAAGAAUGGAGCAGGGAACCACUUCCGGUCCUCACGCGCCUCCAUACUGAGCAGGUGGCGCUAUGCGACUUUCCCGCUGCGGCUCCUCUCUGCCUCUGCUUGAGACAAGAGAGGAAGGAGUAGGAGGAGGUGGUUGUGGUGAGGGCUGGCGAUAAAGAAGGAGGAGAAGCGGCGGCGCAGCGAUGAUGUCCGACUCCGUGGUGACCUUCCAGAAGCAGCUCGCCUCCAUCCUUGAGGCUCUGGUGCGGAACGCCGUGUGCGAGAUCACGCGCCUGUACGAGAGCAGCUUCGCGGACCUGCAGUCUGUGCUCGCGCAGAGCGAGCGCGAGAAGGCGAGUCUCAGAGCGAGGCUGGAGCAGGCGGAGCGGCGCGCGCCAGAAGCCCAGAAGAAUGAUGGACACAUGGAAACAGUUGUCAAAGAAGAGGACUCUGAGGGUGAUGUGAAGAUGGACAUGUUCUGCGCUGUUUGUGGAAAAGCUGCCGAAUGCGAGCCGCCAUUCUGUGAAACGUGCAGGAAGACAGUGCAGUUCCCCUCCCAGACACCAGAGAGCAGCAGUACUCUUGCCAUGGUGCUGUCAAAAGAGGAUGCUCCAGGAGGGAACAGUUUUGACUUGCCAAAGAGUUUGUACCUGAAUGUGACUGAGGGAGAUACAGAGGAGUUCCCCUGCCUGUUGGAAUCCAAAAAUGUCUCAUCUUUGAAUGAAGAACCCCGUGCCAAAAGCCCAGUGGCCCCUGAGGCUCCUGCGGUGCCUUCAGUUCGCCGAGGUCGCCCCUCCUGCGGGGAGAGGCUCUCUUCAGCUAAAAGAGCGCGGCCUUCCCCUGAAGUCGACAGUACGUGUGACAGUAUGGCUGUAGAGGCCAAAGAGCUUGUGCAGGCAGUUCUGUCCAGGAGACCUGGUGGGGAGCGGGUCCUGGAGGAGUACCGAGCCAAGGGAACGCUGACAGACACCACUAGACGGCACCUCAUCAACAUACUCGUUGCCCACAUGACAGAGACUCAGGGAACGACUCCGCCUAAAAAUGUGCGUGAGCUCUAUGCUUUGGGAAUUAUUACGCUCUUUCCCUCCCUCAAGGAUCCCUUCUCUGAAAAGGGCUAUGAGCACUUCUACGAUGGCCAGAGUGGGACAGGCUACCUGGCAUGGCGUCUGAAAACGGUGCAGCGCAAGAGUGUCCCGCGGAGCAGGGGCCUCCAGAAGAGUUCGGUGAGUCGAGGCCCGGAUUUUGAGAGACAGACCCAGCUAAGCGCACAGCUGCAAGGGGAGAGCUGUGAGCAGGCUGUGUCUGACCUGGCCGACUGCACCGAUCGCGAGCAAGUCUUCCUCAAGAUGCGUGAGACCUUCCAUUACCGGCGCCAGCUGGUCCACGACCCACAGAGGAACAGUACUGUCCUGUCCACCUUUCCCAGGCUGCUGGACACCAAGGGCCUGGUGAAUCAGGACUUCACCCUGCUGUUUGGCCUGGAAACAUCCUGCAAGCUGCUGGAGACAUGGGACAGCUGUUUCAAGGCCAAGGUCAUUAAGGAGGCUAAGUCGCUUACGCAGUCGGCAGACCUGUAUGGCCUGCUGAAGUGUGCGGAGUAUGAACCCAAUGAAGAUGAAGACCCCCCAGGAGGCCUUGGGUGGGACAGUGACAUGGCCUCAGUCUUGCUGCUGGUGCAUCUUCUACCCCCACCCCCAGGAGGAAGAAAGGCAGCCAAAAUAAGUGUUCGGGAAGCACUAGAUCGCUUGGUCCAAUUUCACAAGUCGAAUUCCAGGCCAGAGCUGCCUCCCAGCAUGACGAAUCAGCGGCAGCCCUACUUGGUAGCCGUGGGACGGAGGAGAGACCAGAUCCAGAGCUUCUACAUUGCUCUGGAUGGAAACCUACUGCCCUGCCAGGCCAGCUGCUCCUUGGGGGCCUUCGACGAGCUCUUUAAAACACACUUUGUGUUUGGCCUGUCCUAUGACGAGGCCCUGAGCAGCGUGUACACCUUCCUGCAGACUACAGUUUACCACAUAGAUGUGGGCAGUGUGAAGGAGAGCCCUCGCGUGAAGGAGCUGCGGGCUAGACUGCUGAACAACUGCUGAUGACUGUGGCGGGCUGGCUCCACUUGUUUUCCCACUUGCCUGCCUUCCUGUGGACCUGGUACUCGCCAGCUCGUUCUGUUCAUUAGGUCGGUGUGUUUUUGACACGGUGUAGUGCAUUCUUCCCAAAGACCACUACAUCUCUUUAGACACAAGUUGAUGUAUUUUUCCCAACUUCUUAAAAAGGAGGCAGUUAUUUUCAUCUGCUGUUAGACUUGUGAUCCCCUCUCUGACUACUGGGAGUGCUGUUGCACUCGCUCGUUCUCGUCAGGCGUUGCUCUCUGGUGCUGCCACUCAUAUGGAAGGUAAGAAAAAUGCUAAGUGUUAACAAGCUACUGCAGCAUGCAUCCCAUGGAGAGCUGCAGAGAAGGUCAGUGCUCUGUGUGUCUAGUGGAAGAAAAUGAACACAACUUCUAUAUCCAGCAUAUGCGCCAUGGAUUCUCAAACGGGCCAGAUACAGAUUUCAGAGCAGUCACACUCUUUGGAAAUGCUAGGACCCUCCCUGCGAGUUCUGGCCUUUUGCCAAAAAAUUGGUGUAAUGGGAAAGAAUAUACUGAACCAACUCUGCAACGUAAGGAGAAUCCUUGGAGAAGGAUGUCAUAGAGGAAUAAAAGCUGGAAUUAAGAGAGGUGUGUGUCAUUUCGGUUGCUGUGCUUACCAGUUUAAAGAAACAGUUGUGCUCUGAGCUUCGUCCUGUAUUUUCCCCCUAACAAAAGGACAACAGACAUAAGCCCUCACCAAGUAAACAAGUAAUUAUCUUAAAAUACAGUGAAUUUUUUCCACACUUUGGUCUAAUAAGAGAAUGCUGAUGGGUCAUAGAGUAUAUGGGCAAUGACCUGAAGUGUCAAAAUGCUGUCUUGAAAAAUAUAUUUUCUAUAAUAAAUACAUGGAGCAUUUUAUAACUUGCCCUACUCAACCACAAGCGAGUGUAGUUUUCCUAGCUUCAUAAAUCCCUGGGAGGCUAAAUUUAUUAAAAUGGUUUGUGAGGUGUCAGUGCAGUAUCUCUUGAGGUGACUUGGUCAGGUCCACAGAAAAGGAGAGGCAAAUACUAGUGGUGAGACUUUAACACAAUCUUUCUUCAAAUUGACAAAAUGUAAUUACAGUUAGGGAAACACUGAGUUUAAUUGAAUUUGAAUAAUUCAGAAUUUUUUUUUUUUUUGAUGUACACAAGUAACUGUCAUAUCAGUUGGAUUUGGGUCUAGUCUCAGUGGUCUGAUUUCAACAUGACCUGCUUUGUUUCCUGAUGAAACAUCCUUGAAAUGAGUGCCCCUUAAGAGGCCAAUCUGACAGGAAGUGUUCGUCUCUUCCCCCCCAUCAAAGCUGAGGUCAUCUGUCAAAUGGAGAAAAUGUGGUCAGAGCAGGGAAUGGCGGUACGAAUGUGUAUGUAGCAGCACUGACUGACAUGUGAGCUGAAGUUUUGAAGCUUUUCUGUGUCUAGUAAAGCGCAAUGACUUUUGCUUCAGUGUGACUGAUCGCAUGUGAGGUUUACCUCACUUCUCGUGUGUGUGUGUGUGUGUGUGUGUGUGUAAGGUUGCCGUAUGUAACGUGUGCUUUUGAUACGUUGUGCUGGAAUGUGCAGAAGGUUCAUGUUUUUGUAAAUAUGUUAGUGCUUCCAGUGUGUGUAGAGCUGGGCUUGAAGUACAUUCUGAAUGGAUCCUUUUUUUAGCUGCUGCUUUGGUCAAAUACCAACUGUUGUUCAGCUGAGUGUCUGUCAGAGAGAAAAAACCCCUAAAAGUCAGAGGAACAAUAGUGAAUGACUUUUUUCAAUGGACACUGAUUAGCAUUCAGCUGUAACAUUUUACAUUGUACAUGUAAAUUUUGUAAAGUUGCACAUUGCUAUUUAUAUACAGUUUACAUUUUAUUUAAAUGUCAAGGUCAUACCUGGGGAUUCCAUUACUUUACACACAACUUUAGGUUUCUAACCUUGCUACAGUUAUUAAUACAGUUUUGUUCCAAAGAGUGUGGUAACUGCAAGUUGUGUUGUAAUUAUAGGUGACGAUCUGUGUUAAGAAUUUUAACAACAAGCAAUAAUCUUCUUAGUGCAAGAUCUUUGUAUGUCAGCUUUAAAAAUAGUUAAUUAAACUUUUUAUGCUUAUUUGGCAUUUAUUCCUUGAUGCAAUACAUGAUUUUGGUGAUGUAAAUAUCGGUGGUACUAGUAUACAAAAUUUUUACAAACCUGCUGCAUUUCCAGGGUUAAUUUUUAAGACUGCCAGUGUGGGAAAAGUGGAAACAAAAUAUGAAACUGAGGAACUUUGGGGGUUGUCUGCACAAAAAUUAAUGUAAUUACACUUUUAAGUACAUUGAGUAUCAAUAAGAUAAAUAUUAAGGAUGGAACGGAGGAUGUUGGGCUUUUAUGUCAUCUGGUUGACAGGAAUGUGAAGGAUUCAUGUAGCCUUGCUCCCAUGCAGGUCUUGGGAGGCAAUGUGAUUUUUGGUGCAGAGCACUAAGCACUGGUGAAACGAUAGAUGUAUCUCAUAAACAACUGGUGAGUAGCUGUGUGUGUGUGUGUGUGUGUGAUAUAGCUAUAGGGAAAAAAGUAGGAGUAAAUCAAGAUUUCAAACCAAAGGGUUGCUCUUGUCUGUUCUGUUACCUUGAAAGAUCUGCAGCUGUCCCUUCAUACAGUGAGAAUUUUAAAGUCCUUUAGAAAUUAUAUUUCAUUCAGGUCUAAAACAUAAAAUAUUGCAAUAUAUCACUGUGCCUCAGAUGUCAUUGUAAACUUGCCAAAUAAAAUUGUAAUUUGAAUUCGUAGAUUUCCCUUGUUUUGAUAUACAAACACAUCACAACAGUAG